Magnolia sinica is the source of this 2434-nucleotide messenger RNA. RefSeq lists its product as uncharacterized. The record is from RefSeq and is a predicted model, not a curated record. The transcript has 5 exons. The coding region runs from base 559 to 2127 and encodes 522 amino acids. Lineage: Eukaryota; Viridiplantae; Streptophyta; Magnoliopsida; Magnoliales; Magnoliaceae. Gene Ontology annotation, biological process: regulation of asymmetric cell division.
UUUCUUUUUAUCUUCUUCUCAUCAUCACCCACAGAAAGACAACUUCCAAACCCGAAUCCAAUUCGAUGCAGAUCUUCUCCACAUACCCUUGAUACCUCAACUCUCUCUCCUCCCAUCCCCGAGAAAUCCAAAAUCCCAGAUCCCUCGCUACAGAUCCAACGGUCCAGAUCAGAUCUCAAAACUCCCUUCCCCGUCGCUUCUGCACUCUUAAAUAAGAAGAAGACGACGACGGCGAACGAAUGAACCCCAGAAGAGGAAAAAACAAAGAAAAUCCCGCUCGAAUACGAGAUCGCCUUUUGUACUCGGGCCUCUGACGGGAAGAGAAUGGAAAGGUUUCAGGUCAGACGGUUCUCAGACUCGCGUAUUCGUGGCAAUUUUCGCUGUCAAUACACGCGGGUGGUAUUUAUUUUGCCGUCGUGAUGAAUAGACUGAAUUGCUGAUACAUGCUGGAAUAGGAUAUAAUUGCGCAUGGUAUCAAUUACCAGAAAGAAAUUGCUUAUAGCAUCAGGACAGCAGUGCUAUAACUACACUUUCAAUCUUUCCAAACUCAUGUAAAUCAUGAAACUAGAUAGUGAAGCUGCAUAUUGUCAUUCUUCUCUGGCUCACGAACCAGCGCCCAGGACCAUUGAAUAUGAUGCUGACAAGACUGAAGAGACUGGACCAUUGAAGGCAGACUAUGAGGCUAUAAGAGAAGGAAAGCAUGUAAAACAAUCUGUUCUGGAAAGCAAAAACUAUGAGAUGGACACAGAUCCAUUACCAUCUGAGAAGUGUGAUGGAGAUGGACCCAAGGCCAGACCAGGACCUUGCAACUAUAUGAUGGAAGAUUCAAUUUGUGAGAAUGCAAAUGAGAGCAGAGAUAAAAUUGCAUCAGAUUCUAUUCCUACCAGUGAUGGAGAUGGACACAAGGCCUCACCAGGAACCCAGGAUUAUAUGGACAUGGAAGAUUCAAUUUUAGGGACCACAAAUGAGAGCGGAGAUAAAAAUGCCUCAUAUUCUAAUUCAUCUGGUGAAGUUGGGUUGUCUGAAAAGGAUGCAGAUUUAUAUACUGAUAAGACUGUCACAGAAAUUGAACUUUCAGAACUGAUGGUUUAUUCCAAAGACAAUGUCGUCAAGGACAUCUGCAUCGAUGAUGGAAUACCUACCAUGGACAAAGUUUUGGUAGAAAAUGAUGAGGUGGGCCAGAAGAGAGUUGGAUUUCUGCAAUCAGAAUUAGCUGAAAAUGUUGAUAUGACCGAAGAAAUGGAGGACAGUGGCGGACCCGUUGCAGAUGGUUCGAAAUCACUUGUCUUCAAGGGGCAGCUUAUUUCUAGCGAGUAUGAGGAAGUUGCUGCUAAAAGCAGUACUGCAAGCUUGCGAGAGGAAGGUGGACAGAAUGUUGGUGCAACAGAAGAGAUUGUAAAUGCUACCACAGAUGUGAGGACACCAUCGGAAGAGUCGCUUUUGGUCACAGAAGAGGUUGUAAACGAAGAGUUGCUCUUGGUUCAAGAGCCAAGAAUGGGAACGCUGCAGGAUGAGUCUUCCAGUUGUGCUAGAAAUGAAGAUCAACAACCAUAUGAUCAGGGACAUGCUUUGAAUUCAAAUGAAUCCAUGGAUGUAAGAUCGCAGGAUGCGACUCAAGAGGCAACCUUAGCAUCACAUUCUUGCUCUGAAGCAUUCAGCAACAGCAGCAAUCUGAUAGAUUUAGCUACUGAUAGUAAGGUGGAAAGUGGAAGCAUCGCUAUGAAUUCCGAUCCUUUGCCAGCAGAAAUGAUUCGCAGCAGAGACGAGAACAAAGAAAAUGCAGAAUGUCAGCACUCAGGUCGGAGGUUAACUGCAUCUGUGCUCGAUGAUGGAGCACUGGAUAGCUUGACAGGUUCUACACGGAGUUUCUUUAUUCAACAUGGCCUCGGAGAAUCUAGUUUUUCUGCGACAGAUUUGGUCUCUGGUCCAAUAGCAUACUCAGGGGCGAUGCCAUGUUCUGGUAGCAUCUCAUUUCGAUCAGAUAGCAGUACAACAAGCACACGUUCCUUUGCUUUCCCAAUAUUACAUUCAGAGUGGAAUAGCAGUCCAGUAAAAAUGGCAAAGGCCGACCGGAGGCAUUUACGAAAGCACCGUGGUUGGAAGGUGGCUCUAUGCUGUAGAUUCUGAAUGCUGCUCUUUACUUACAUUCCAGUCUUCCCUCCACACACAUCGUCAAAAUUUUUAUAUUUCGAUGUCAAUUUUCUCAUAAGCAUUUCAUCUUCAGCGCCGCCCAUGUGUGCAUUGUGUGAUAGAUCAAAAGAGUAGAGUCCCUAUGGUUUGAAGCAUGGAAAGUAUAUAUAUAAGCUAGUUAUUGCCAUUAUACUCUGAAAUUCUUUUUCUUUUAUCCACAUUUUUUAUUCUAUUAUAAAUCCUUGUAUUUAUUUGUUGGGUAUGUGAGUAAUAAUAUUAUAUUUGCGACGAGCAAGUAAUUUCA